Monascus purpureus is the source of this 960-nucleotide messenger RNA. Lineage: Eukaryota; Fungi; Ascomycota; Eurotiomycetes; Eurotiales; Aspergillaceae. The record is from the annotation of a GenBank genome assembly.
AUGGAUUUUUGGCAAGAAAUCAUUGAACCUGAUACUGUUCCAACAGUAGAGCCAGUGAAAUCACAAUAUAAUACUGCUUGGCUAGUUGGAUCCACAAUUGUCCAAGAAUUCCAUGUGAUGAUUCAAGAAGGCCUUGAGUAUUCAUAUUUAACAAACGGCCUGGUGGACAUGCAGCUCUGGGUGCCACACGAUGACCUGAGUACCCUCUAUUAUGACCUGGGCGACCCCAUCCUGGGCAGACCACCUCUGAGUACCUCCCAUCAUCAUCCUCAGCGGGGUCUCCUGUCACCACCAGCCGUCGAGUGCCCACAUGAGCGGCCUCUGGCUGCGUGCCAUCAUCCGACCAGCACCUCCAAGAGGAUUCUUUGGAUUCUGAGCGCAGAUGACUUAGUGAAGAAGCUCAAGGCGCAGCUUGAUCAGGAUCUGGAUCAUAACUGCACUCCAAUAGGCCCUUGUGGAUCCUAUGGCGCACCAUUCAAGAUUACUUGUGCCACCUUUGGAUAUACAGUUGUUGGGAAAGGGACAACUUCAAGGCUCUGGACAGAGGUGUCACGCGAAGCUGAGGUUUACCGUGUCCUUCAGUGUGUCCAAGGAUCGGCUGCUCCAGUCUUUCUUGGGGCGAUCAAUUUGGCCCAGAUCUACUUCCUCCACAGUGCAGGAAAAAUCCGUCAUAUGCUCCUGAAGGGCUGGGGUGGCGAGAGCAUGAGCCAUAUAACCCUGGAUAAGACCAUCCACCGUGCGAUUUCUCGGUUGAUGAAGGAGAUCCGUUCUUUGGGCAUUUCACACCAGGAUCUUUGUCUGGAAAACAUCUUGUGGAAUGCUGAGCUCAAACAAGCCUUAAUUAUUGACUUCCAUCAAUACAAAUUGGACCGCCAGCCGAUGCACAAGCGUCCAGGUCCUCUCAAACGAUUACGGCGUGGACCCGAGGAAUGUGAAUCUAAAAGAUUGCGUGUGGUGUGA